AUGGAACUUAAAUCUAAUUUUGGUACUACAAAAGGUUCUUUAGAUUCUGAAAGGUCCAUUAUUGAUAAAAUGUAGACUGAACUAAAAGGAGUGUUCUUCCGUGUAAUCUAGUUAAUGUUAAAAGAUGAAGAUUAAUCAAUUCCUAUUACUUGUAUUGGGAUAUUGUUGUAAUAUAUGCAGAUCACAUAUAUCAUAUUUAAUAGAUAGAUUUGGAAAGUAUGGCAAAAUGAGAUAUUAACUAAACAGCUAAAUAAAAUCUUUGGGUAAUUACUUUUCCUAAAUUAGAUAUGUACUAUUGACACCAUAUUUUGAAACAGUAAGUUUUUCUGGAUUUGCAGCCAUGAUGUAUAUAUGUUUGGGUCUGAUCUUGUUUGCAUUGAUGCUUAUCUUUUUAUUAAGCUAUAGUAUCAAUAAAUCAAAGAGUUCAUUCACUUGGCCAAUUAUACUUCUAAGGUUUUUGAUAAGUAUAUUUUUACAAGCCUUGUACAUGCCUAUCAUUGAUUUGCUUCUAUCUAUGCUAGCAUGCUAGACUAAUCAAAAUGGUGUACUCAAACAUUAGCUUUUUGAAAUAGAAUGUUGGUCUAAUAUUCACAUUGUACAUGCAAUAGUAGCAAUUUUUGGAACAAUACUAUUUUUUGUACUCUGCACAUUAUUUUCUUUAUUAUACUUUGAAUCAAGGUAUUAACCACAUGAUGCUUCAUCUAAAUUCUCAGGAAGAGCAAAUGCUAUAUUUUUGACUUACGAAUUGAUAAUGGUUAUUUGUUACACAUUUAUGAAUGGUAAGAAUUAUGAUUAUUUAAUCAUAUUAAUAAUGAUGGUAGGAAGUUUCACAAUUUUUUGGAAAAUUCAUGUUGAAGCUCCUUUCAAUAAUAUGUAUAUUUAAAAAGCUUGGUCAAUGUUGGUAGCUAUGAAUAUGUGGGGUGCAACUUUAUUGUGUUUUGCUAAAUUCUUAGAAGGAGUCCUAUUUUUUGGUACUGUUUAUGCUUGGUUAGCAGGUUUGCCAUUAAUGCUAAUUGCUAUCAUUAGAAGUGAAAAAUUGCAUUAUGAUUUACUAUUACUGAAUCUUAAUAAAGUCUAAGAUCCAGAUUAAGUACUUAAUUAAACAAAUCAUUUAUUAAAAUUAUUUUAUAAAAGUAAACAAAAUUAAAAUUACUCUUUGUUGUUAGAUGGAUUUUUAGAAAUACACAAAGCUACAUGUACAAGAGAUGAUUGUUAUUUAAAAUAAAAGAAAUUAAUUAAUUAAAGAUAACAAAAACCCCUAUUUAAAGAAGGAUCUAUAACCGAAAGAGAUGUUGAUCUAUUAAUGGUACUGGGAUAGAUCUAUUUUAAUCAAAUCAAGAAAUUUCCAAAUGAAAUCAGUAUCCGUAUAAGAUAUUCAUUUUUCUUACUUGAUUAUUUAAAAUAGAGAUAAUAAGCAUUAAAUGAAUUAAUAUAAUCAGAAACAUUAUGUCCUAGUUUAGAUAAUGAAUUUAUAAUAUUUAGAUAUAAAAAAAUAAUUGAAGAUGAAAUGAAUUAAGUAUAAAAUGAAAAUUUAGGUAAUUUAGAUGUUGCAACAGAAUUAGCAUUUUAAAAUCAUAUGAGAUCAUUUUAAAAUAAAAUUGAAAGAGCUACUCUUAUGCAUAUGGAUUUUUGGUCAUAAUUAUAAGAAGAUUCACCUGAUUUAGGUAAAAUGAAUAAUAUUGGUGCUAAAAUUAAUUUAGCAAUUAUUUAAGUUGAAGAAUUAUGGAAUAAAAUGUAAAAAAUGACUUAAAAUCUACCUAAAGCUAUGAGAUUAUAUGCUAAAUUUAUUUAAGAAGUAUUAUAAGAUAAAGAUUAUGGAGAAGAAUUAUUAGAAAGAUCUAAAAAUUUAUAGACAUAGAAUAACAAAAUGAAAAAUAAAUAAACAAUAUCUUUAAUUAGCAGUGAGGAUAUUGGAUAUGAGUCAUAACCUACUCUAAUGGUAUCUACAGCAUAAGAAAAGUUUGCUUAGAUUACAAAUUUGAAUUUGGCAUGCUGCAAUUUAUUUGGUUAUAAUAAAUCAGAGAUGAUUAAUCGUAAGAUUAAUAUAUUUAUGCCAAACUUGUAUUCAAAAUUUCAUGAUGCUCAUAUUGAAAAUUUCUUAUCAUCAAAUGAUAAUAGAAAUAUUAAUAGGGAGAGAUUAGUAUAUAUAAAGAUGAAAUCUAAUUAUAUCUUACCCUGUUACAUUUACUUGAAAGUUCUUUAGUCAAUAGAUGAUAAUGUGUAAUUAGCAGCUUAAUUUCGAAUACCAAAAUCUUUUAAACCUUCAUGCUAUCUGAUAUUAGAUAGUGAAGAAAUUAUAGAUUCAAUUUCAUCCUCUUGUAUUCCUUUACUGAACAUUGAUUCAAAAUAGAUUUCACAUAAAAAAACACCAAUCACAGAUAUAUUACCAAAUUAUAUGCGAUUAAAGUAAUUAUUUUUAUCAAAGGUUGGAGGUCCAAUCGUUUUUAAUCCUGCUACAUAAUCAGGGGUUAGCUAUAGUUAAUAGGCCUCUUAAGAAUUAGAAGAUUAAGAUAAGAAAGAUGAUAAUAUGUAGUUUUAAUGUUUUACUUAUGAAGUAAUGAAUGAAAACUAAGAUUAAGUUGUUGGAUAUAUUGUUAAAUUAGAGUAAUAAGGGACAGAUAAUAGUAUGAAUUUAGAAGUCAAUAAUUUAUAAUAGAAAGUACUUGGUAAUAGCAUGUAAUUUAAAUAUAAUCCUUCAAAAGCUUAAUAUUUAGGUGAGUUUGUUGCUGAUACAAAUUCAUAAAGAGUAGAUUAGACUAUUCUUUGGGAUUAAAAUGAUCAAUCAUCAAUGAUUUCUUCAGUAUAAGGGGGUGUUGAAAUUCUUAAAUCUUAAGUGAAAACAGAAAAAUCAGAUGAAUAAAAUAUAUUAUAGCAAAUUAAAAUUAAUUAUGCAGAUGGAAUCAAGACUUUAAGAUUAUUUGAGAAUCGUAUCCAAGACAUAGAUGAUCGAGAAGAAAUGAUAUCAGAGGAAGAUGAUUAAUAAGGGAAGAGUGUCUUUUAAAGAUAGUAAGAUUUAGAUAAUGAUUAAGAAGGAUAAUAACAAGAUUUUAAUAAUGUUUUUAGAUCUAGAAAAAAUUUAUCACUUGUAGUAAAUAGUCAAGUUACACCUCCUGUUAUUAUAAAAUUAAGUUGGACUGCAAAUAUUUUAAUACUUUUAUUAGUAGCAUUGAGUUUUGGAGAUUUCUUUGUUUGUUAAGCAUAAUAUGAUGAAAUAUUUAAUACAAUUUUAUUAGUAGAAGAUACUAAUUUAAGAAAUGCUGAGUUGCUUACAAUAUUAUCUUCAGUUCAAAAUUUAUAGAUGUUGAAUUUAAAUAUUUGGUAGUUAAAUAGCAGUGCUGAUAUUAAUGAAUAUGAAUAAAUAGAAAAAUAAAAAUUAAAUAAAUCUAUAUAGUAGGUUUCAUUAUUAAAUAAAAAUUUAAUGUUGUCUGAUAUCUUUAUAAGUAAUGAAUUAAAUGAAUUACAGAGUGAAAAUGUUAUAAAAAUGAAAUUUGGGAAUGAAUACUAAAAUUAUGAUAUAAUGGAAGCUACUUAAUAAAUAGUAAGUAAAGCAUUAAAUGUAAGGGAUAAAGAUUUAAAUCAAAUUAUUUAUGAAGAUAAUGAUGUUCAAUUUAUUAUAUUUAAUCUCCUGAAUGACCUAGUAUUUUAAUUAAGAAAUUCUAGUGAUUUAUAUGCUAUAGGUUUAACUAACAAAACAACAGAAAAGAAAGAGACAUUGUUAAUAAUCUUAGGUAUAUCAGCUGGAGCUUUGGGUUUGGGUUUGAUGUUAUUGACAAUCAUAACAUUAUCUGUCAAUAAAACAUAAGAAGAAAUAUUAUCAAUGUUCUUAGAUAUACCAGAUAAGACAGUUAAGUAUUUAUAUAACAAGAGCGAGAAUUUCAUAUCAAAUUUAUAAAUUGGAGAAGAAGAUGAAGUAUUAUCAGAAUUAGAAGAACUUGAAAAAGAGGAAUAAGAAGAACUUAAUAGAACAUUAAAAAGUAAAAAGAAAAAGAAAAAGUUUAAAAAUACUAAUAAAGAUUAACGCAACUAUAUUUUUGCAUUCUUUUUAAUUAUCUUAAUUUUACAAACUUAUUUCAUUUUUAACUAUUUUAUAUCAGAUAUUCUUUUAAGUAAUUUAGCUUAACUUGUACCAGAAAUAAAUGCAACUUGUAGAGCAGAAAGUUUUUAUAGAUUUGUUGAUAAUGCAGAAAGAUCACUUUAUCUUAAUAGAAAUAUGACACUUUUAAAUGAAGACUCCUACACAAUUGUCAAAUAAAACAUUGAUAAAUUAUAUGCCUUAGAUUCUUCUCUUCAUUAAGAACACUCACUCAAUGUAGAUAUUACUAAUUCUAUAUAUUCAGAUGCUUUUAAGCAAAUUUUUAUGAUUUAACCAUCUACAAUCUUAUCUUAAGAAAUGAAUGAAAUGACAGAGACUGAAUGUUAAACUUUUGCUGAUGGUGCUAUGUAUUAAGGAAUGGCAGUUGGAGUAGCACGUUAUUUCGAGAAUAUUCGAUAUAUCAUGACAAUCUAUGAUUAAUUUUGGGAUAAUCCAAAAGCCAAUUUUACAGCUAUUGCAAGAGGUUUCACAAAAUUUAAAAAUAUUACUAUGGAUUCAGAUAAUGUUAGGAAUAACAUACUUAAUCUAAAUAACUUCAAUUAAUCUUUAGAAACAAGAGUUAUUUAAGAAACUUACAAUAGAGGUAUUUUUAUAUAUUUACUAAAUUUAGGUACAUUUAGGUAUUUAUUGUAGUAAAUGCAAUUAGCAAUUGAAAAUGACAUUAAUAGUGCAAAAGCUCAAAGAUUGGCAUUAUUCAUUGUAUUAGAAGUCUUGCUUUUUAUUAUUUACUUCAUUUUAUGGUUACCAUUAGUAUUAAAGAUGACAAGAGAUAUCUGGAGAACAAGGACAAUGAUAAUGAUGAUUCCUUUGAGAGUAAUACAACGUAUUAGAUCAAUUAAGUAAUUUAUAAAAGAAUUUUUACAUGCUAAGGAUCUUGAUUCUUGA
Paramecium primaurelia is the source of this 4978-nucleotide messenger RNA. The record is from the annotation of a GenBank genome assembly. Lineage: Eukaryota; Ciliophora; Oligohymenophorea; Peniculida; Parameciidae.